GAGGCUAACCAAUACCUGACUGUAGAUUGUCAAAGUCUCCCAGCGCGUUGGUUGCCGCCGGAAACGUUUAAUUGUAAAUAAAUCUUCCUGAAUUGUAAAGAGAUCCUCCGCAGGAUGGAUGAGGAGAAGACAAACCCAACAAAGAGACAACGUGCCCGGAAGAAAUUGACGUACAACAGCAUCCGGAAGCAGAUGGAGUUCUACUUUAGUGACGCCAACAUAACGAAGGAUCGCUUCCUGGGCAAAAUGGUCAAUGAUGAUCCCUUUGUACCGCUGGAUGUUUUCCUCCGGUUCAACCGCAUGAAGCAACUCACUGAAUCCACAAAAGACAUCGUCAAGGCACUGGCCAAGUCACAAAUCCUGGAAAUCUCAGCGGAUGAGAAGAGCGUGCGGAGGAGGACAAAGAUCAACUGGGGCAUUGAUACAGACAGCUGUACAAUCUAUGUUGAGGGUCUCCCUGCAAAAGCGGAUCAUGAGUGGCUGAAGAAUGCCUUUGGAACGUAUGGGAAUGUCACGUACGUCUCCCUGCCCAAGUAUUCAGGCACACAGAGGAUCAAACAAUUUGGUUUUGUGGAAUUUGAGAGUGCAAACUGCGUGGAGAAAACUCUGGAGGAAUUCCAGAAAUUUGGCGGAGUGUUGAGCUCAGAAACGGAUCCAGCAGGACUGCAGAGUGUUAUCUCCUUCAAUCAGGAACAGCAAAAGAAGCUCCCGGAGGACGAGGAGCCCCCAAAGGUGUCUGAGGAAGAGAGUGGAGAAGAAACUGGAGAGCCAGUGGCCAAGAAAGCGCGUGUAGAGGAACCCGAAGACAAGGAGGAACACGAGGAUGAGCAAAUUGAAGCAGAGAGUGCCCAGGAAGAGGAGAAACCCCAAGAAGAUGAGGGUAAGGAGAAGAAACAAACACGAAGGAAGCGCCACAAGUCCCGGAAGAAGACAUCCACAGAUAGGGAUGCAAUCUUUGACCUGAAAAUCAUGACCAAGAAGGAAUGGAAGAGAUUGCGGAAUAAGUAUUUGAAUUUGCAGCGUGAAAAAUUCCGGGAAGCCAAAAUAGCACUCCAGGGAGCUAAUGGGCAGAGAAAUACCCAAAAAUCCCCAGCAUUGACCAUCUCAAAAUCCCCCGGGAGUAUGAAUUUCUACGGAGAGCCCCAGCCAGAACCCAAUACGGGCAUUUCCAUGGCCAAGGGAUUAAUUGUGGAGCUUAAGCUGGCUGAACCUCUGGUGGAUGUGAAGGAUUUCAAGGCUGAACUCCGGCAGUAUGAUUUUGUGAAGUACGUGGACGUCAAGGAGGGCACAACAGUUGCCUAUGUGCGUGUUGAUAGCCCAGAAUCAGCAGAAGAUCUCGUGCGACGCUUCACAGAUCCCGAGAGGGCAGCCACAGUCCUCACGGGGGAUGCUGAGGAAGCCUACUGGCAGAAGAUUGCCCAGGAUCGGGAUGCAAAGCUAAAGAAGACCGUCAAAGUGGAUAAACCCAAGAGGGGACGUGAGAAGAUUAAGAAGAAAAUCAGUCAACAUAUUUUCUUUGGGGAAGAUGAGGACAAGGAGUGAGGAAGGCACUUCCACCAGCACACGCUGUUCCCCCGCCUAAGUCUCAUAGUUUUUUUUUGUGUACAUAGCGCCGGCGAAAUAAACGCGAUAAUGCUUUAAUUGCA
This is a messenger RNA of Lutzomyia longipalpis, 1646 nucleotides long. RefSeq names its product la-related protein 7 (gene Larp7). The record is from RefSeq and is a predicted model, not a curated record. Gene Ontology annotation, biological process: RNA processing. NCBI's taxonomy places the organism in Eukaryota, Metazoa, Arthropoda, Insecta, Diptera, Psychodidae. Bases 115 to 1542 code for a protein of 475 amino acids. Gene Ontology annotation, molecular function: mRNA binding. The transcript has a single exon. Gene Ontology annotation, cellular component: nucleus.